Molecule: messenger RNA, 2217 nt
Organism: Brettanomyces bruxellensis
Lineage: Eukaryota; Fungi; Ascomycota; Pichiomycetes; Pichiales; Pichiaceae
Exons: 1
Coding region: 1-2217 (738 amino acids)
Biological process (GO): mismatch repair; DNA recombination; DNA double-strand break processing
Cellular component (GO): nucleus
Molecular function (GO): 5'-flap endonuclease activity; 5'-3' DNA exonuclease activity
Source: RefSeq, a predicted model, not a curated record
AUGCCUAUUAGAACAUUAGAGCCAUACCUUUUUGACAUUAAAACCGUUAAUAAUUGUCCAUUGGAUGUUCUUCAGAAUGCGGUUAUUGGAAUAGAUGUGGAGCACUAUCUUUCGAGACUUUUCACGCCAAAGAAGGAACCAAACCUCGAAGCUAUUGGUGGGUUUCCCAUGACUCUCAAAGCUUUGGUUGAAUCAGACUUUGGUUAUUUUAAGGAGCUUAAUAUCAAGCCAAUAUUUGUUUUCUCUGGUUUGAAGACAACAAUACAGUAUAAUUACUUAGAACAGGGUGAUCUUUUGGCCGUCGAAACAACUUUCAAACGCGUUUGGGACGACAAGACUUCUAAAAAUUAUCACAUUGAAAGCUUUCGGAAUUCGGAUUCACCACUUCAAAUGAGGCCUGUUAUGAAUCAAUUAAUGGAAUUUUUGGAUUCCAAAAACGUUGAAUAUAUUGUUAGUCCAUACAGCGCUGCUUCGCAAUUGCAAUAUAUGCAAAGUGAGCAUAUUAUUGAUUGCAUUUUUGGUUCAACCGAUAGUCUAUUGUUACAGACAACAGAGAAGAUUAUUUUUAGUAUUGAAUUUGAAGCGAAGCAAUUCAAGUACUUGGAUCGCAACAACGUUUUCAGCAAUAUGAACUUGUCUGCUAAACAAUUUCAGGACAUUUCAAUGUGUGUGGGCAAUACUUUUCAGCCAUUUGUUCUUGAAAUAUUACCCCAGAUGCCAACGCAAAGCACAUUUGCUUCAUUACAUCAUUUUGUACUAAAUGGAGGUUCUGUUUACAAUAGCAUUCUUGCGUUAGGCGAAAACAGCGAAGAACUCGAAAGAUACAUGAAAGGUUGCGCUUCCAUUAGGUACAUGCCAAUUUUAAAAACAAAUGGAAGGGUCGAACCUCCGCAAUAUACAUCCAAGGCCUCAUUUCUGUCACAUUUCACGCCAGCAUCUCCUAUAUCUGGAUUUGGGCAGAAGAAGAUUGAAGAGAGUUCGAGUGAAAAGCUUCCCGAGGACAUACAUGCUUUAUUUGGUGAGAGACUUCCCGAUGAACUAUUCUUCUAUCAGUCUAUCGGUAUUACCGCUUUUCAACUUUUUGAAACACUAAUUCACAGCAAUGCGGUUGAAAGGCUUCCUUUAGAUAUGUCACCUUCUAAGCUUUAUAAAAAGGUGGUCACCAGUGAUGAAACGGUAACUUUAUGGAGUGAGGACAUCAACAUUGUAGCAAAUCCAAUAAACAGAUAUUUUCAGUAUAAGAAGCUGAAACUCACGACUUAUUUUGAUGGUGCCAAAUAUUACCAGAUAGAUCAAAAGAUCAUGCCACCUCUGGUUUCUGUCUUGGGCCCAUUACUCAUCAGACAUGCUACUGCGAAAUCCUUUGAUCUUGUUUCUUUGCUUUCAAUACUGGACAAUAACUUCUUGAUGGAGAAUACUGUUAAUCCGAGGGAUAAUAUCAAAAUAUCUACGAACUUUGAAUUAAUUUCUACGUCCUUUGUUAGAGCACUAGUUCAACUUGGUUUCAUUGAAAGAAAAAAGUUUGCUUUAACUUCUUGGGGUGAGGCAUUAGAGUUUGUUGCACAUUCUUUUCAUCCAAAAUAUUUACUGCUAGUUUUGCUGUUCUUCAAGGAAUUUCCGGAUUUGGAACCAUCGGAUGUUUUAAAUCCAAGUGACUUCAGGUCUACAGGAAAGGAGGAUACGGAAAAUGCAAUAUUAAUCUCUAAGUUCUUGUCUUUACUUGAAUUAAAUGAGAUUAAUCCAGUGAACUAUGUUUAUCGGGUUUCAAGACCAUUGCUGCAGUUUAGGUCAGUUGCAAGUAAAGUUGCAUCGUUGACGAACAUGACUAUUACCUCCAACUUACUUUCAUUGCUUUUGCUAAAUCAUGUUGAUCUUGAUAAAUAUCAAAGGAACAACUCUGACUGGAGAAAGUUGGCAUUGGAAAUUCCUUUUAGAAAUUCACUUCCAAGUGUUUUAUUGGGAAUAAUUGCGGAGCAGUUCUUUGAAGGAUACUUGGACAGCGGGAACAUUAAGGAGAGUUUUAAAUUCUUAAAGGAAUCGUAUGAAAUGAUUAUUCCACAUCCCAAUUUAGAGUUAAUUGAGGGUUUAAAAGCAUUUAAGGAAGUGGCAAACUUAGUUAGUCUACUUGGUGAAAAGGGACUUCUCAAAAACGAAAGCCUGGUUUCAUUGUUUGCAUCAUCCGAGAAACUUGUCAACAAUAUUUUAGAAAUCAGCUAA